Messenger RNA from Macrosiphum euphorbiae (potato aphid), 537 nucleotides. The record is from the annotation of a GenBank genome assembly. NCBI's taxonomy places the organism in Eukaryota, Metazoa, Arthropoda, Insecta, Hemiptera, Aphididae.
AUGGCCCAAAACGUUAAUCCAAGACUCGAAGGUAGUUCGUCAAACUCUCCGAAACGGAGUGAAGAUAUGAACGACAGAAUAGAAUCGAAUAAAGUCGUCCAAAGAUUGCAAAAAGAAUUAAUGAGUUUGAUGAUGUCAUGUGAUGAAUCAGUAUCAGCUUUUCCAGAUGGUGAUAAUCUCUUUAGAUGGGUUGCCACAAUAGUUGGACCUAAAGAUACUGUAUAUGAAAAUUUAAAAUACAAAUUAAGUAUGGAAUUUCCGCGUGGCUAUCCAUAUAAACCACCAACCGUUACUUUCUUAACUCCUUGUUUUCAUCCUAAUGUGGACUUUGCAAGUGGUGCCAUAUGCUUGGAUAUUUUAAAAGAAAAAUGGUCUGCUAUGUAUGAUGUCAAAGCAAUACUUAUAUCAUUACAGUCUCUUCUUGGAGAGCCAAAUAAUGAAAGUCCUUUAAACGUUAAAGCAGCACAAAUAUGGCCGAGACAAGAAGUUUUUAAAGCAACAUUAUUAAGUACAUACAAAGAGCCUGAAUCAACCUAA